AUUUUUGAGUUUCCCAGCAUGCUAAAAGUUAUCGUCUUUGUUUUAUGUAGUUUAUCCUUAUCCUCGGGAUCUUCGAACCAGUGCAUUAACAAUCAAAAUGGAAAUAACCAGUGCACGUCUGACAUAUGCUUUUCUCAUUUCCAUGCCACAUCAGAAGGAGAUAUUGAAAGAUUUGAUUGUUCUCAAAAACCUUCAAAACUUUCAACACUUUCUUGUGCUGUUUUGCUUAACAAAACUGACGAGUCAUCAGUUUGCCUGGGUGAUGCAAGAGAUACCCAUUGUUGCUGUACUUCAUCAAGUUCACCCAAAAUAUGUGCUCCGGAGAAGCGAAAAAUGGCCGAGUUGACACAAUUAUGGACAAUGUCCCAAGUUUGGUGGCUAGUCUUUGGUCAUGUUGGGCUCUCGUGUGUGGUUCUUCUGCUAGUCACAUUCUAUAUGAAAUCAGUGAAAUAUUUACCGAAAUAUAAUAUUGUGAUACCAGAGGAGAGUAGAAUGACGACUAUUUUAUGGGCAAAGUCACUAUUCCUCCUUCUAUCAUUGGUAACCAUAUACUUUCCAUUUCGAAAAGUUUGCAUGAAACAUCCAAAAGGAGUUUUCACAACACCACGGCACUUCUUGUAUCAGAUUUUCGAUGCUGGAAUCGGUCCAUCUUUAUAUUUCUCAUUUCCCUUGAUAUUCUUCAUUUUCGAUUUUUCUUUAUUCAUUUAUGUUAAAGAUCGAAAGUAUAUCAACAAGUUUGGUGCACUCUUCCUUGCUAUUUUCAAGCUGAUUACAGUCCCAAUAUUUGUUUAUGAAUGCUUUCUUUCUACAGUUUGUCUCUGGCACAAAGAUCAUGAACCUGGCUAUUGUAGACUAAAUGGAGCAAUUUGGCAGUUUAUGCUGUCACACUUCUUCAUUUUGGUUUAUCAUAUGUUGCUUGUCAUCCAAACAUACCUGCUCAGUAAAUUGAAGCCUAAUAUUGAUCCAAUUCCACGAAUCAGCGAGGAGACCCCAAGCCAGGUGGCUCCAACUAUUCUGAGUACUCAAUCUGGUGAGACGAGAAUCGAGAGCGAGUUUAAUGAAAUGACAUAUAUCCAUCCGAGACCAUUCCAUGUCCCACGGCUUGGAUUGUCUAUAUUGAAUGUGAAGAACAAUAGGAACAAUGAUUGGUUGGCGUUGAGAGCUCUGUUGUCAACCACUGGCUUCUACAAGUUGUAUCCAUCGAAGUUUUUGAUUCCUCCCGGCAAAGAAAUUUCGAUAGAAGUCGAGCAAUGUACUAGAGCUGAAUCUCCAACGUUGAAUCACAAUAUUCUUAUUGAAUGGUUUCCUCUUGACUCGACUCCACCAACGGGUGACUUGCAACGUCUUUGGAGCAAACCAUAUUUGGUUCCACAAUCGCAUUGGCAAUAUUUCGUUCUUCCGGUUUAUGUGGAUGAUUCGGUGACUUCUUAUAGCCCUAGUCAUGUGUCAAGUGUUGAAUAAAUUUUUUAAUUAUUAAAU
Caenorhabditis elegans is the source of this 1479-nucleotide messenger RNA. RefSeq lists its product as uncharacterized. Lineage: Eukaryota; Metazoa; Nematoda; Chromadorea; Rhabditida; Rhabditidae. The coding region runs from base 19 to 1461 and encodes 480 amino acids. The transcript has 11 exons. The record is from RefSeq and is marked reviewed.